Messenger RNA from Didymodactylos carnosus, 864 nucleotides. The record is from the annotation of a GenBank genome assembly. NCBI's taxonomy places the organism in Eukaryota, Metazoa, Rotifera, Eurotatoria, Philodinida, Philodinidae.
AUGAAUACUGGUGUUCUCAAUAAUGCUUAUUCAUCGGUAUCAGUUAAUGGGAAAGUUAUCGUGAUAACAGGUGCAACUUCUGGCAUUGGUGGUGAAACAGCUCGGCUAUUAGCAGCUCGUGGUGCUAAAGUUGUUCUAGCUGGGCGUCGUACAGAAAAUGGCGAAAAACUUGUUCAAGAAAUUAUGUCUAAUGAUGGGGAAGCAACAUUUAUCAAAACUGAUGUAACAAAAGAAGAUGAAGUUAAACGAUUAAUUGAACAAACAGUUCAGAAAUAUAACCGUCUUGAUGGUGCCUUCAGUAAUGCCGGUCUGUUUAAUAAUAAUGAUGCCCCACAUGAACUGUCAUUGGAUGAUUUUCGAUUAAUGAAUGAUGUUAAUUAUACAGCAAUUUUCUUGUGUAUGAAAUAUGAAAUACAACAAUUUCUUAAACAACAAUCUCAAGAACAAUCUCAACGAGGUGAUCCAUUACAACAGCCAAAUCAAUUACAUUUAACAUGGUCACCAUAUUCAAUUGUUAAUGAUUCAUCAAUACUAGGUUUAACAACGUGGAAUGCAGGAUAUGCAUACAGUGGGUCGAAACAUGCUAUUUGUGGUCUGUCAAAAAGUGCAGCACUAGCCUAUGCUAAAAAUGGUAUACGCAUUAAUACAAUAUGUCCUGGAUGGAUUUAUACGGAAAUGUCUGAGGAAAACAACUCAGGUGUAUCAACACAACUACAGGUAAAUCUAACACCAAUGGGUAGAAUUGGCAAUGCAGUUGAAUGUGCUGAGUUAGUUAGUUUUUUAUUGUCAAACGCUAGUUCAUUUAUGACUGGAUCACUCAUUCCCAUUGACGGUGGUCAUAUGGCCGGACAAGUCGUUUUAUAG